GGCGGCUCGUCCCCCGGUUGGUCCCCCGGUUGUCGGCUCCCCGCGCGGGGUGAGGGGCGGGCAGGUGGGCGAUGAAUGGGUUCAGCACCGAGGAGGACAGCCGGGAUGGGCCGCCCGCCGCCCCCUUUUACGGCCAGAGCUGCUGCCUCAUCGACGACGGGGACCGCUGCGUGCGCCCCGCCGGCAACGCGUCCUUCAGCAAGAGGAUCCAGAAGAGCAUCUCGCAGAAGAAGCUGAAGCUGGACAUCGACAAAAGUGUGAGACAUCUGUACAUUUGUGAUUUUCACAAGAACUUCAUUCAGAGUGUUCGGAACAAGAGGAAGAGGAAGACGAGCGAUGAUGGAGGCGACUCUCCUGAGCACGACACGGAUGUUCCAGAGGUUGACUUGUUCCAGCUCCAAGUGAACACCCUGCGACGUUACAAGCGACAUUAUAAGCUGCAGACUAGGCCUGGACUCAACAAGGCUCAGCUUGCAGAAACUGUCAGCCGUCAUUUCAGGAAUAUUCCAGUGAAUGAGAAGGAGACACUUGCAUAUUUCAUCUACAUGGUGAAGAACAACAAGAGCAGGCUGGACCAGAAAUCAGAAGGCAGCAAACAACUUGAUUGAAGAUUGACAAGGCUUGGAAUAAGAGAGACCUUGAAGGAACAUGUGGUAUUGUGCAUUUUAGGUUUAUAAAAACUGUUAAAAUAUAUUGUAAAUUUUUUUAAAUGCAGUGUCUGGAUGACAGAAAAAAAUAUAGACAUUCUUAUGAGGAGUAUUUGAAAACAUGUGCCCAUCAUGUUUCCGAAGACUGCUUCCCCUCAUUUCAAAGUCAUAUUGGAAUAAAGAAAUGAGGAUAAUGGGGAAACCAAAUAAAUCUGUAGAACUGUG
This is a messenger RNA of Melospiza melodia melodia, 872 nucleotides long. RefSeq names its product SAP30 like (gene SAP30L). The record is from RefSeq and is a predicted model, not a curated record. The transcript is spliced from 4 exons. Gene Ontology annotation, biological process: regulation of DNA-templated transcription. Gene Ontology annotation, molecular function: transcription coregulator activity; protein binding. The coding region runs from base 72 to 608 and encodes 178 amino acids. NCBI's taxonomy places the organism in Eukaryota, Metazoa, Chordata, Aves, Passeriformes, Passerellidae. Gene Ontology annotation, cellular component: histone deacetylase complex.